AUGGGACGCCCCAUCGGCUUCAGGCCCGCCUGCGCGCCGCGCUGCGAGGCGCCCAAGCGCCCGGCCUCGCGCGUCCGGGCGGCUGCGCCCGCCCUCGACGCGCCGGCGGGCGCGGCGCCCGCCGCCAGCGAAGCAAAUGGGGACGCCGCUGCCGCCGCCGCGGCCGGCCGGCUCGUGCGGUUUGGUUUCCCGAAGGGCAGCCUCCAGAAGAGCACUGAAAAUCUGUUUCAGCGCGCAGGCUUUGAGCUGAAGAUAUCUGAGCGCGGGUACUUCCCCCGCAUCGACGACGAGGAGCUGCAGAUGGUGCUGUUCAGGAGCCAAGAGAUCAGCCGCUACGUGGAGGACGGAGUGCUUGACGCCGGCAUCUGCGGCUACGACUGGGUGGUGGAGAACGGCGCUGAUGUGGUCGAGGUCUGCGAGCUGCCCUACUCCAAGGCCACCUCCAACCCGGCGCGCUGGGUGCUGGCCGUCCCGGAGGACAGCAGGGUCCAGGGGCCAGAGGACCUGGCCGGCACCAUCGUGGCCUCCGAGCUGGUCAACACCACCAAGAAGUUCUUUGCUGAUCGGAACAUAGCCGUGAAAAAGGUGGAGUACAGCUGGGGUGCCACCGAGGUCAAGGCCAGCCUGCCUGGAGUGGGCGGCAUCGUGGACAUCACCGAGACGGGCUCCUCCCUCAAGGCCAACAACCUCAGGGUCGUGGCGACGAUCCUGGCGUCCACCACCCGGCUGGUGGCCAACAGGGCGGCCUGGGCCGACCCCGCGAAGCGCUCCAAAAUCGAGGACGUCGCGCUGCUGCUGCUGGGCGCCAUCGAGGGCCGCAACAAGGUGGGGCUGAAGAUGAACCUGCCGCGCAGCAGCCUGGAGGAGGUGUCUGCCUGCCUGCCUUCCGAGCGGUCCCCCACCGUCAGCCAGCUUGUCGACUCUGAUUACGUAGCCAUCGAGGUCGUCCUCGGGGAGAGGCAGGCGCCCGCCCACGGCCACUCAUUGUGGGCCCUAGACGCGCGGCCGCCGAGGCCGCGCAUCACCCGCGCCGCCCUGCGCGCCGCUCCGCGCUGCCCUGCCCGUGACAUCAUCCCCAUCUGCAAGCGCCUGGGCGCCACCGGCAUCCUGUCCUACCCUAUCAACGUCAUCGUGCACUGA
Molecule: messenger RNA, 1140 nt
Organism: Monoraphidium neglectum
Lineage: Eukaryota; Viridiplantae; Chlorophyta; Chlorophyceae; Sphaeropleales; Selenastraceae
Product: ATP phosphoribosyltransferase
Exons: 12
Coding region: 1-1140 (379 amino acids)
Biological process (GO): L-histidine biosynthetic process
Cellular component (GO): cytoplasm
Molecular function (GO): ATP phosphoribosyltransferase activity; magnesium ion binding
Source: RefSeq, a predicted model, not a curated record